AUGGGAAACGCUAACGGCAGAGAAGACGGAUCCAUUUCCGCCGCGGCCGAUCCCUCUGUUCCUGAACCUUCCGUACGUGUACCUCACGCGCCGGAUUCUCGUCCUCCGGUUCGCGCUUUCUCAUCCGAUUCAAUGGCCAAUAGCCCGCCGCAGAGUCCUCGCCGCUCCAGAUCGCCGAUCCUUUUCGGUCCUCAGGUUCCUCUAGCUCCAUUACAAAGAGGCAAUGGCCCUCCUCCUUUUCUCAAUCAAAUGUGGCAGAAUGAGUCUCAUGGUAUUGUUAAUCAACCUCCUGAGCAAGGAAUCCCUGUCAUGAUAACAUGGAACUAUGGUGGUAACAACGUGGCUGUGGAGGGAUCUUGGGAUAACUGGGCCUCUAGGAAGGCACUGCAGCGAGCUGGCAAGGAUCACUCAAUAUUGAUAGUCCUUCCGCCAGGUAUAUAUCAUUACAGGUUCAUUGUUGAUGCUGAAGAGAGAUUUAUUCCAGACCUUCCUAAUAUAGCUGAUGAGAUGGGACAUGUCUGCAAUCUUCUUGAUGUUAAUGAUUAUGUGCCAGAAAACCCCGAUGGUGUGUCUGAGUUUGAAGCGCCACCCUCCCCCGAAUCCAGUUAUGGUCAGGCAUUUCCAUCUGAGGAGGACUUUGCGAAAGAGCCAAUGUCUGUUCCUUCGCAACUGCAUCUUACUGUCUUAGGUAUGGAAAACUCUGACGUAGGUUCCUCUUCAAAGCCCCAACAUGUUGUGCUAAAUCACGUCUUCAUAGAGAAAAAUUUGGCCUCAAAGUCUGUUGUUGCCCUGGGACUGACUCACAGAUUCCAGUCCAAAUAUGUGACAGUUGUCCUUUACAAACCACUCAAGAGGUAA
Sphenostylis stenocarpa is the source of this 858-nucleotide messenger RNA. Lineage: Eukaryota; Viridiplantae; Streptophyta; Magnoliopsida; Fabales; Fabaceae. The record is from the annotation of a GenBank genome assembly.